UCGCCCACCCGAUCCGGCCCAAACCUCCAUCAGCCACCAGCAUCCCGGCCAUCCUGAAAGCCCUGCAGGAUGAGUGGGACGCUGUCAUGCUGCACAGCUUCACGCUGCGCCAGCAGCUGCAGACCACCCGCCAGGAGCUCUCCCACGCCCUCUACCAGCACGACGCUGCCUGCAGGGUCAUUGCUCGGCUCACCAAGGAGGUCACUGCUGCCAGAGAAGCUCUUGCCACCCUGAAGCCCCAGGCCGGGCUCAUCGUGCCCCAGGCUGUGCCCUCCUCCCAACCCAAUGUGGCGGGAGCUGGGGAGUCCAUGGAUCUGGGAGAGCUUGCAGGCAUGACCCCAGAGAUCAUCCAGAAGCUCCAAGACAAGGCUACCGUGCUGACCACCGAGCGGAAGAAGAGAGGGAAGACUGUCCCAGAAGAGCUGGUGAAGCCAGAGGAGCUCAGCAAGUACCGGCAGGUUGCUUCACACGUGGGGCUGCACAGUGCCAGCAUCCCAGGAAUCCUGGCCUUGGAUCUCUGUCCUUCCGACACCAACAAGAUCCUCACUGGGGGGGCUGAUAAAAACGUCAUUGUCUUUGACAAGAGCUCGGAGCAGAUCCUGGCCACCCUCAAGGGACACUCCAAGAAGGUCACCAGUGUCGUGUUCCACCCAUCCCAGGAGCUGGUGUUCUCAGCUUCUCCUGAUGCCACCAUCCGCAUCUGGUCCGUUCCCAACGCCUCCUGCGUGCAGGUUGUCCGUGCCCACGAGGGCUCUGUGACAGGGCUGAGCCUCCAUGCCACGGGUGAUUACCUCCUCAGCUCAUCCGAUGACCAGUACUGGGCGUUCUCUGACAUCCAGACGGGCCGUGUCCUCACCAAGGUGACUGAUGAGAGCUCUGGCUGUGCUCUCACCUGCGCCCAGUUCCACCCCGAUGGGCUCAUUUUUGGAACAGGGACGAUGGAUUCUCAGAUCAAGAUCUGGGAUCUGAAGGAACGUACCAACGUGGCCAACUUCCCAGGCCACUCAGGUCCCAUCACCAGCAUCGCCUUCUCGGAGAACGGCUACUACUUGGCCACAGCAGCUGAUGACUCCUCUGUCAAGCUCUGGGAUUUGAGGAAACUCAAGAAUUUCAAGACUUUGCAGCUGGACAAUAACUUUGAGGUCAAGUCUCUCAUCUUUGACCAGAGUGGCACCUACUUGGCUUUGGGUGGCACUGAUGUCCAGAUCUACAUCUGCAAACAGUGGACAGAAAUCCUCCACUUCACAGAGCACAGUGGCCUGACCACAGGAGUGGCUUUUGGCCACCACGCCAAGUUCAUCGCUUCCACGGGCAUGGACAGGAGCCUGAAAUUCUACAGCCUUUUCAUGAUGGAAAUAAAGAACUAUUCCCUCUAG
Molecule: messenger RNA, 1376 nt
Organism: Chaetura pelagica (chimney swift)
Lineage: Eukaryota; Metazoa; Chordata; Aves; Apodiformes; Apodidae
Gene: PRPF19
Product: pre-mRNA processing factor 19
Exons: 15
Biological process (GO): DNA repair; mRNA splicing, via spliceosome
Cellular component (GO): U2-type catalytic step 1 spliceosome; cytoplasm; Prp19 complex
Molecular function (GO): ubiquitin protein ligase activity; protein binding
Source: RefSeq, a predicted model, not a curated record